This is a messenger RNA of Pelmatolapia mariae (spotted tilapia), 4335 nucleotides long. It is a transcript of the gene wipf2b, whose product is annotated as WAS/WASL interacting protein family, member 2b. NCBI's taxonomy places the organism in Eukaryota, Metazoa, Chordata, Actinopteri, Cichliformes, Cichlidae. Gene Ontology annotation, molecular function: actin binding. The record is from RefSeq and is a predicted model, not a curated record. Bases 200 to 1735 code for a protein of 511 amino acids. The transcript is spliced from 9 exons.
UGCAGCAGCAGGUCACGUGUUCUUGUAGAGAAAAAUAAAGAAAUCUCUGCAGAGCUGAGGCUAACGGCGGAGUAACGGUCCUCACGGCGGAGACUCCGGGAGUGAGAAAGCAGCCAGCGAACCGAGAAAAGCAUGAGCUAGGCCACAGAGAGGCAGUGACGCUCACAGGUGAUCAGGUGUGUGUUGUAUCAGCUGCAGGAUGCCCAUCCCUCCUCCACCUCCUCCUCCACCUGGGGGACCCCCGCCUCCCCCCACCUUCAGCCAGGCCAAUACCAGCCCCCCGAAGCUGAGCAAGGAGGAGGCCAAAGGUCGUGGCGCUCUGCUGUCGGACAUCUGCAAAGGCGCCAAGCUGAAGAAGGUGGCGGUGGUAAACGACCGCAGCGCCCCGCUGCUCGACAGUAAGACUCAGACACCAAAGAGCCAAACAACCCCCACAGAGCACCCAUACAUUCGCUUAUACCAGUACCUACACCAGCAGCAGAGCCUGCCCAAACAGCAGGGGGCGCCGUCUGAGGAGCAGAAGAAGACGGUCGGAGAUAAGAGCCCCACGCUGUCGCUGGAGAGCGAUGAUGUCAUCGGAGCUGCGUGGGAGCAGCCGAAAGGAGGUGGAGCAGCAGCUGCAGGAGCCAAUGGGAGCGGAGCAGGCAGUCCAUCUGGUUCUGCUGCACCAAUCGGAGGCCUGUUCACAGGCGGAGUUCCCAAACUGAGGCCAGUCGGAGAUGGCGCCGUCGGUCGCUCUCCCUCCACUCGGGCUGCUGCGCCCCGCCCUCCCAGCCAUCGCCAUGAUGAUGCAGAGAGCCCCUCCCCUCAGGCAUCAUCACCCAUGGAGACAUCUCGCACGCCGCGUCCUUCCCUCCCCAACCUGUCUUCAUCCCCUUCCCCCUCCUCCCCCUCCUCUACAGCCUCAUCCCCCUCCACCGGCAUGAAGCACUCUUCCUCUGCCCCUCCUCCACCCCCUCCCUUAUGUCGCAGAGGUAACGCCCCCUCCCCUCCCACCUCCGCUUACAACAGAGAGAAGCCCCUUCCCCCCACCCCCAACAACACCCCUCCACUGCCCUCCAAACCCCCACCAUCUCCUAGCAACAGCAGGCGCCCUCCUACCUCGGGAGGAAACCCCGUGUCCUCCUCCUCUCUGGCCCCGCCCCCUCCACCAUACCGCAUCACUAACGGCCCAGCUGGUGGCGGUGGAGAGGCAGCACCCGAGCUGCCACAGCGCCACAACUCACUCAGCAACAAGAGGCCCGCCCCCUCACCAGGGGGCCACACCCCUUCCAGAGGCCCUGCCCCUCCACCUCCUCCAGCUUCACCUACACCCUCCCAGCAGGGUGCCAACAGGCCACCGCCCCCUGUUAGAGAGCCGCCAGGUAGAGGAGCAGCUCCUCCGGUUCCGGUCCAGACGUCCUUGAGGGCUGGUGGCAGAGAAGCCCCGCCUCCCCCUCCUUACAGGACACAUGGUAGCCCCUCCCUCUCUUCCGAUCCCCCGACCCGAGGAAAACCUCCUCCCCCGCCCACCCGCACCCCGGCCGCUCCUCCCCCGCCUCCCCCUCCUCUCCGAAACGGGCACUCCUCCUCCGUCCCUCGCUCGUUUGCGGAUGAUUUUGAGUCCAAGUACUCGUUCCAUCCUCUGGACGACUUCCCUCCUCCGGACGAGUACAGACACUUCACCAAGAUCUACCCGAGCAAGGCCAACAGAGUGAUGCGAGGAGCUCCUCCCCUUCCUCCGGUCGGGAGGUGAACCAGGAAGAUCACACACCUGGACCACACACACACACAGAGACACACACACAGAGACACACACACACACACACACACAGAGACACACAGAGACACACACACACAGAGACACACACACACACACACACAGAGAGAGACACACACACACACAGAGAGACACACACACACAGAGAGACACACAGACACACACAGAGACACACACAGAGACACACACAGACACACACACACAGAGACACAGACACACACACACAGAGACACAGACAGACACACACACAGAGACACAGACAGACACACACACAGAGACACACACAGACAGACACACACAGAGACACAGACACACAUACAGAGACACAGACACACACACAGAGACACACACACACACACACAGAGACACACACACACACACACAGAGACACACACACACAGAGACACAGAGACACACACAGAGACACACACACAGAGACACAGACACACACACAGAGACACAGACAGACACACACAGAGACACAGACAGACACACACAGAGGCACACACGCACAGACACAGAGACACACACACACAGAGGCACAUACACACACACACAGAGGCACACAGACACAGAGACACACACACAGAGACACACACACACACACAGAGGCACACAGAGACACACACACAGAGACACACACACACACACAGAGGCACACAGACACACACACAGAGACACACACACACACACCUUACAUCCAUCAUCCUGUCUGAAGUCUGCGGCGUUCCGGCUUCGUCAUCCUCGCCUUCUCCAUCGCUGCCUCAUCUACGCUCACAGCUGAUUGGCUGAGAGAGGUCUGACAGAGGGACAGACUGACGAGUCGCAGAGAGAUGGCGGGAGGAAGCACUGAGGAGCCUGAUUUAAAGGGCCAGUACAUCCGUGCACGAGUCCUCUGAGAUAAAUGUGAAGCUCGGGAGGCGCUGAGCCUCCUCUCUGCACCGUUUUCAUGUUUUUAGUUUUGCACCGGCACUUUUUGUUUUCACAGACGUCUGCACAGACGCAGGACACAAGAACAAAGUCACUCAGUGACUGAGCUUAAAGGAGCCGCUCGGCGUUUUAGGAAACCUUCUACAAGGAGCUGAUUGACAGGAGACUCGUCGUGUCCCCGAGACGAUGACGAAACAUUGAGUCGCUCCUUUAACGAGGCAGGCUUCAACUCAUGUUUCCUGUAGGAAGCUGGAUCGGGACCUGAACUGAACUCACUUCCUGUGUGAGUAGACACGAUGGCAGCGUAACUGCUUCGUCAUCGUCACCUGCCGUGGUGAUGUCAUUGACCUCUUACCGAGACUGGAGCUGGUCCGUGAGCGGGCGGGUCUUUAAGUGCCAAGUGGGAGUAACUCAUCUGGGAUCAGCUGACUCCUGCUGCAGGUCAUCAGCAGGUUAUACCAUGUUGGUGGACUGUGUGGGGGGUGAUGGAACAAACCAUCACAGACAGACUGGAAGUCUCCCACCUGCAGCGAGGACUUCCUCCCUUUUUUCUUCCCUCUAACUACAGACUAAACCUGGUGCAUGUUGUCUUUAUCUGAGCUGUGUGUGCGUGAGAGAGAGAGCACAUCAUUUCUUUUUUUAACAUGCAGUGUUAAAUAAUUACCCAUGAUGCAGAGCGCGCAGGUGUGAGUUGACACUCGCUCUGAUUUCAGGAGCUGAAUCUUGAGUUUUGUUUGAGGUUCAAAUCAGGAAGCUGACGAUGUAAAAUAAUCUGAGAGCGACGAAGUCGAGAAGUCCUGAUGAAGAGUCACACGAGUAAUGAUGAUACUAAUGAAAGUUCUUGGAAUAAUUUGUCAGUAGAAAUGCUUUAAUGGUUAACGUGAUAAAACAUUUAAUUUAAAAAAGCUCUGAAAAUAAUUUUGACUUAAUGCUCGAGUUGAUUAAAAUAAUAAAAUGACAUUCAGAGAAAAUGAGGACAUUUCUGGAAAUGAAGUCAGAUUGAUUACGUUUCUUUGAUAAAGCUGAAAAAGAGAAACUGUAACGUGUAAAAUCAGGAUGUUUUUAUUUACCUCGUUUUCUCUAACGUGUCCGUGUCACACUCAUGUUUCCAGUUUCUUGUGACUGUUUCAAUAUUUUUGAACGUACGUUCAUGUUUGAUGACUCGUUUUGUUUUUCACAUGAAGCCUUCUUCCCGUCGCGUCCUGAAUCCUGGUCACGUGACCCAUGAGCGAUUUGAGACUGAAUCUGAUGUGGUGCUCAGGUUUGAGGUGUUUGCGGUCAGAGCAGAUUUCGACUCUUCUUUUCUGGACCUUCGCUUGCGGUCCUGCAGCAGCAGAGUGCGGCUCAGUCUGCACGCUUCGUUCCAUUUUAUAGCAAACUGUCUGAUUUUGUGUUCUUUGAUGAUGCAUUUUGAACUGCAGCAGAGCCUCCUGCCCCAUGCCUGGUCUGUUCUGCCUUACACACAGUUAGACUCUGUAAAAAACUACUAAAAGCUGUAACAAAGCAACCCGUGUGCUGCAGGGUGGCGGUAGUGACGGUAACCAUAGUGACGAUAGUGUCGGGCUGUCCUGCAGCUCUACUGAGGCUGAAGCUUCAGUCCCAGUUUAACAGCAUGCUCCUCUGCUCUCAAUAAACUCCUCAGCGAC